AUGUCAUUGCCGAAUAGCCGGCCGAUCUCGUCAAAAUCGACGAGACAUACGAUCGAUCUGCGGCGUCGCGAACAAGCCUUCAAAGAAUACGAUUCCAUUCUGGAGGAGCACAAGAGUUCCUUUAAUGAAAAAUGGAAACACGACUUACCAGCAAACAAAGCCAUAGACGGUACAAGCCUUGAUGAUUUCGAGAGGUUGCGCACUUUAGGCACUGGAGCUUUUGGUCGAGUAAUGCUGGUCAAGAAAGCAGAUGACGCCAAUUAUUACGCUAUGAAGAUAUUAGACAAAACUCAGCUUGUCAAAAUGAAGCAGGUGGAACACACGCACAAUGAGAAACGAAUCCUUCAGAGCCUUCUCUUCCCGUUCACCGUAUAUAUGGAGUACUGCUUCAAAGACAAGUCGUACAUCUACAUGAUAUUGCCGUUCGUAAACGGAGGCGAGAUGUUUUCGCAUCUGCGCAGGAUGGGCAAAUUCGACGAGAAUCUGUCGCGCUUUUAUGCCUCCCAAGUUGCUCUCGCGCUCGAGUAUCUGCACAAGUGCUGUCUCGUCUAUCGCGAUCUCAAGCCGGAAAAUAUACUCAUCGAUCACGACGGCUAUAUUCGUGUCACGGAUUUCGGUUUUUGUAAAAUGAUCAACAACAGGACAUGGACAUUGUGCGGAACUCCCGAGUACUGGGCACCAGAGGUCAUUCUAUCGAAAGGCUACGGCAAAAGUGUGGACUGGUGGAGCUUCGGUGUGCUGGUAUACGAAAUGAACGCCGGUCACUCGCCUUUCUAUUCUCACAACCCAAUAAAAAUCUACGACAAGAUUACCACAGGCAGAUAUCGUUUUCCAUCGUUUUUCAACGAGGAUCUCAAAGAUCUGGUUAAAAACCUUCUACAAGUAGACUUGAGUCGACGAUUCGGAAACCUGAAAGGUGGUCCAGUAGAUAUCAAGAAGCAUAAGUGGUUUCAAAGAAUCGACUGGCUGAAAAUUUACAACAAAUCUGUUGUGCCGGGUUUUAUCCCGGCGGUUGAUGGGCCUGGAGAUGACAGUCAUUUCGAUAGGUACGAAGAAGAAGAAUUGCUGGUUGCCGACGAUGAUGCGUAUGACAAGGAGUUUAAGAACUUUUGA
Phymastichus coffea is the source of this 1113-nucleotide messenger RNA. RefSeq names its product cAMP-dependent protein kinase catalytic subunit alpha-like. Lineage: Eukaryota; Metazoa; Arthropoda; Insecta; Hymenoptera; Eulophidae. Gene Ontology annotation, molecular function: ATP binding; cAMP-dependent protein kinase activity. The coding region runs from base 1 to 1113 and encodes 370 amino acids. Gene Ontology annotation, biological process: peptidyl-serine phosphorylation. The transcript is spliced from 3 exons. Gene Ontology annotation, cellular component: nucleus; cAMP-dependent protein kinase complex. The record is from RefSeq and is a predicted model, not a curated record.